AUGGCCAAGUUCGUGCUGGCAGGUAGGGCAGACUGCCCCUACUAUGCUAAAGCAGAACUCCUAGCUGACUACCUGGAGAAAAAAUUGCCUAACUUCAGGAUACACAAGAUUACUCAACAUCCUGAUAACUGGGAGACAUGGUUGCAGGAGAUCUGUGAGAAAAAUGGAUGGAAACAUACGCACUCUCCAAUUAUUUGGAGGGAAUUGUUAGACCGGGGAGGAAAGGGCCUUCUUCUCGGAGGAUACAAUGAUUUCCAAGAACAUGCUCAGCAAUAUUAUAACAUCACUUCUGACAUGAUGACUGAGGAAAUGUUCCUAAUAGCUAAGGAGAAUUUGCAGACUCACAUAGAAAUUGACAGAGAGGAGAAAGAACUUAAAAGCCUUAUCAACCCCUUGCACAUUUGGAUCAACAGGGCAUCUGCUCAUAUCUGCUAUCAUCUGAUCCCUUUACUAACCAAUGGGCAAAUAUUUGGAAUGGGAACUGAGGUCAGCCUCCAUUUGCUGGACAGAAGGAGUAGCAAAGACGAGCUGGAGGGUAUUGUGAUGGAGACACAAGACUUGGCAUCCCCCACCCUACGCAGUGUCUCCUUCCACACUGAACUGGACGAAGUUUUUCUCGAUGCUGAUGUCAUCAUUUUGCUUGAUGAUAUCCUUCAGGAGACAAUCCCAACAAUUGAAGAGUGCAUUCGACAAGUGACCGAUCAAUGUGAGAUAUAUGGUCCCCUGAUAAAGAAGAAUGCCAAAAGUGAUGUCAAAAUUAUUGUGAUAGGGAAAACUUUUGUCAAUCUGAAAGCCCUGAUGCUUAUGAGACAUGCUCCCUCCGUUAACCGUCGAAAUAUUGUCACUCUGGCAAUGCUUUUGGAAAGUGAAGCCAAAGCCAUGUUGGCAAGAAAAUUGCAAAUGCACCCAGCUGGAAUAAAAAAUCUCCUAGUCUGGGGUAACAUCAGUGGGAGUAGCUUCGUUGAUCUGAGUAAGACAGAGCUCUAUAGAUAUGACAGUGCCAUCUGGGGCCCACCAAGCUUUUUCCGCCCUUUGCUGGAUGUGAUGUUUGAUCGAGAAUGGAUGCGUACUGAAUUUGUGGUUGCACUCAGCUUGCUGACUUCUUGGGGGACUCACUGUUUAGGCAUGGCACCUGCACAUGUCAUUGCUACUGUGCUGAGAUAUUGGUACCAGGACUCCCCACCAGGAGAGAUGGUCUCUCUCGGGGUGAUCAGUGAAGGUCAAUUUGGGCUUCCCGAGGAUAUUGUCUACUCCAUGCCAGUACGAUUUGAGAAUGGCAACUGGAAGGUCUUUACAGAAAUAGAAAUUAAUGAGAAAAUGCAAGAAUUUCUUCAGAUUCUAGCCUGUGAUCUGAUUAGGGAAAGACAAGUUGCAUUAGGUGAAGUAACAGAAUUGUAUCCGCAAAGAAAAGAAGUUUGUGUGCCACGUAUUGAUUCAGUGGAAGAAGAGCAAGUCCUUGAUGAGGUUGGCCUUUCAUCAAGUGGCCAAGAAAUCCCUUUGGAAAGCGAGGAUCACACUACUGCUGAAGAGGAACUGAAUGAGUCAAGGAGUGUGGAAGAAGGCAAUAUUGAAGAAUCUAUUGAAGAAAAUGAUAAAGAAGGUUUAUUCUCAAGGAUUGUAGUAGACCAUGUUAUGCCAGUCUGUUUCAGUCAGUGGCAAAGGCAAGCUGGCCAGAUGUUGCCGAGGAGCAGAGGCCACCAGGAGGGAAACUGUCAGAGCCAGAAAACAGCUGUGGCUGGCUGGUGGGCCUUUGCAGAGAGGGAGCUUCCAGGAACACUUGGUAACUCAGGACUGUGA
Messenger RNA from Varanus komodoensis (Komodo dragon), 1797 nucleotides. RefSeq names its product malate dehydrogenase 1B (gene MDH1B). Gene Ontology annotation, biological process: malate metabolic process; tricarboxylic acid cycle; oxaloacetate metabolic process. The transcript is spliced from 13 exons. Gene Ontology annotation, molecular function: L-malate dehydrogenase (NAD+) activity. Lineage: Eukaryota; Metazoa; Chordata; Lepidosauria; Squamata; Varanidae. Bases 1 to 1797 code for a protein of 598 amino acids. The record is from RefSeq and is a predicted model, not a curated record.